AUGGACAAGGACCUCAUUUCGGAACCAGAGGCGAAGCGACCAUGUGCGAGGCCUCAAGUGGAGACAGGGGCGAUCGACCAAGCUGGCUCGACAGCCGACGAACUUGAAGCCGUUGUUGCCAAGGCGCUUCGGGAGACAGCUGACUUCGAUGCAAAAGAGGCUGCACUGGCCGACUUCGAAGGUUUCAAGUUCACAGGAUCCUUGAGGCCAGGGCGUGUUUCGUCCCAGAUGCCGGUGCCAGAGGGCUGUCGUGGGCCGCUCCCCGACUACGCCCUACAUCGCAAGGGUCUACCGAGGUCCGAAUUCCUUCGAAGCAGGACGAAGACCAUCCCGGUUCUGCAGGGCGAAGACUUGGAGAAGAUGCGCCAGGUCUGCUUGCAGGGCCGAGAGGUCUUGGACCUGGCUUCCAGGAUGCUCAGACCUGGCAUCACGGGGGACGAGAUCGAUCGGGUGGUGUACGUUGCAUGUCGGGACCGAGGCCUUUACCCCAGCCCUUUGAACUACAUGGGUUUUCCAAAGUCCAUUUGCGUCUCAGUGAACGAGGUGAUCUGCCAUGGUAUCCCUGACAGCCGGCCCUUGGAGGAUGGAGACAUCGUAAAUCUGGAUGUCUCCGUAUGUCUGGAGGGUUUCCACGCGGACCUCAAUGAGACAUACUUCGUGGGCACCUGCGAUGAGGAGUCACACAAGCUGGUCAGAAGCAGCUACAAUGCCCUAAAGGCAGCGACCGCACUCAUUCGCCCGGGUCGGGAUCCAAGCCUUUCCUUGCCGCGUGGUGAUCUGACCGGUGCCAUGUUCAAGGGCUUCAGCAGCUCGGACGUCUCCGGACAGAACCAGGUAAAGAGCUCGGUCCAGCGUGGCAUCAAACAGAAGAUUCAGGAGCAAUAUCCGCGACUCGAAGGGGUGUUCAAGGACAUUUGGCCCAAGGAUGCCAACAUGGUGAUUGCCAAAUGCAAAGAUCACAUUUCCCUGGUCGUCAUUGAGAAGGUGCCCCUCUUUUGGCAAGAAAGGGAUGGCCCGUGGCUACCCACCAUUCGCUUGCUCCACAAAUACCCGUCGAUGAUGCCCAAGAUGCAGGUGGACAAGGGUGCCAUCAAAUUCGUGUUGCGUGGCGCCUCCAUCAUGUGUCCCGGGCUCACCUCCCCUGGUGGUGCCAUGGAGGACGUCCCCGAGGGUGCUUGUGUGCAGGUGACGGCAGAAGGGACGGAGCAUGCUUGUGCAGUGGGUAUUGCUACUAUGUCAACAGAAGCCAUCAGGAGCGUCAACAAAGGUAUUUGCAUUGACAAGAUUCAUUACUUGGACGAUGGCCUUUGGAAACUCUGCGAGCUGAACUGCACCUUGUACCGCCAGCUGGGGGCAGCCAUUGAGAAAGAGGCAGCUGAAAAUGGCUGCUCAGUGGUGACUGCCUUCUGCGGCCAUGGCGUGGGGCGUUUGUUUCACGGCCCGCCGGAUAUUCCACACUUCAAGAAGAACAAGGCUGUGGGUGUCAUGAAGCCCGGCCACGUCUUCACCGUUGAACCGAUGCUCAACUUGGGCACCAGCAAAAAGAGGCUUUGGCCUGACGGCUGGACCGCCGCCACGCGCGACGGACAGCGCUCCGCGCAGUUCGAGCACAGCUUUCUAGUCACCGAGGAGGGCUUUGAGGUGCUGACUUCACGAGAAAACGCCUCCAGGACAGAAAUGCCGGACUACGACGCAGCUUUCUUCCAACGAGGUUGA
Cladocopium goreaui is the source of this 1716-nucleotide messenger RNA. Lineage: Eukaryota; Dinophyceae; Suessiales; Symbiodiniaceae. The record is from the annotation of a GenBank genome assembly.